Molecule: messenger RNA, 6585 nt
Organism: Plasmodium adleri (nom. inval.)
Lineage: Eukaryota; Apicomplexa; Aconoidasida; Haemosporida; Plasmodiidae
Product: DNA polymerase zeta catalytic subunit, putative
Exons: 4
Coding region: 1-6585 (2194 amino acids)
Biological process (GO): error-prone translesion synthesis; double-strand break repair via homologous recombination
Cellular component (GO): nucleus; zeta DNA polymerase complex
Molecular function (GO): DNA-directed DNA polymerase activity; nucleotide binding; DNA binding
Source: RefSeq, a predicted model, not a curated record
AUGAAUUUAGCUGAAAAACCAAAAGCUUUUUUUAUUUGCAAAUUUUUAUUUUUUUAUUAUAUUUAUAAAAAACCUAUCUUACCUUUUGAUUCUUUGAAAUGUAAAAUUAGUGGUAAAGAGAUACCCUAUGUUUGUAUUAUUCAAAUAUUAGGUCUAAGUCUUUUAGGCCAACGUGUGUGCUUGUAUAUACACGACUUCUACCCUUUCUUUUAUUUACUAAUACCACCUGAGGAAAAGAAUAAUGAUAAGCUAGAAAUAGAAUUAUGCGAAUUUUUAGAGGAAGAAUAUGGAAAAACGAAAAAAGAUCAAAGUAGCAAUGUAUGUAUUUAUAAUAUAGAAAGAGUUAAAAGGAAAGCGAUUUAUGGGUAUAAUGAAGAGUGUGAUGAUUUUUUGAAAAUAUCUUUCUUAUAUCCAAAUACAAUUAAUUAUUUUGCAAGUUUGUUAAAAAAGAAAUUAUUUAAGAAACGUAUAUGGGAUUUAUAUGAAGUUCAUAUAAAUUAUAUGUUACAUUUUUUAUGUAUGAAAAAUAUAUAUGGAUGUUCUGAAAUAUAUAUUGAUAAAAACAUAUAUUUUAGAAAAGAAUUUGUGAAUGAAAUAAAUUUCGAAUGUAUUGAAAAGGAAGAGCGUUGGUAUUUAGGGGGGAAAAAAUGUAAUUUAGAUAACUUUAAAAGAAAUAAAUAUUUAGAGGUAGACGCUCCUUUAGUUUUUACAGUAAAAACAAUUAAUGUUAAUUUUUCGUCAUUAAAAAGAGAAACGUCAUAUGAUAUUGAGUGUGAUAUAAAACAUCAACAUAUUUUAAAUGAAAAAAUAUAUACAUAUGAAUUUGAAAAGAAUAAAAUAAAAUGGAAGAAAGAAUUCAAUUUUGAUCUUCCUAUUAAUCAUUUAGAUUCUUUUGCAAAAAUGUGGAUGAAAGAAAAAAAAAGAUGUAAAUAUAUGGACAUUAAUUUAAAGAAGGAACUUUUUUAUUUUAGCAGUUAUGAAAAUGAUUUAUGUUUUGACACGUUUGAUGUACUAACUGAGAGAACAAAAAAAAUGUUCCAAGGAUUUUUAGAAUUUAUGAGGAAAAGGCAAAGUGAAAAGGAAAAAGUAAACUGUGAGAAAAUAUUAGAAUAUGAUAAUAUUGAAAAGAUUCAAAAAUAUAAUGACAUAAUUAAUGAUGAUAUGAAACUAAAAAAAGACUAUAAUUUUAAUUCUGGUAUAAGUAAUAUAGAAGUGAAUAUAAAACAAAUAAGAAAUAAUGAUAAUAUAAAUAAUUGUAAAAAUAUGGCACAUAAUGAAGGAGAAAAUAAUAUGUUAUCAAAUAUGAUUGGUGAUAAAAAAAAGGAUCAUAUGGAAAUAUCACCUGAUUUUUUCAUACAAAAUAAAGAAGAAGAAAAGGAAAUAGAAGAGAAAAGAGAAAAGGAAAAGAAAGAUGAAAAGGAAAAGGAGAAAGAGGAAGAAAGAGAAAAGGAAAAGGAAAUAGAAGAGCAAAGAGAAAAGGAAAAGGAAAAGGAAAAGGCAAAAGAGGAUGAAAGAGAAUGUUUUAUUGAGUACGUUAAUGAGAAAGGAUGUAUAGCUUCAUUUGAAAUUAAUAAAAAGAGAAAAGAAGUAGUUCGUUAUUCUUUUAAGAAGGAACCACCAAGAAUAAGCAAAUGUUAUGCCGUUGUUAAUAAUUUAGUUGAUCAUAUAAGUGGAAGCGAUAACAAUAUUGUGAAAGAAAAAAUGAAGGGAAAUGUUUAUAACAAAAUACAUGAACAUAUAGAAGAUGAAAAUAAAGAAGAUACAUCAAAUUUUGAAUAUAUAGAAAAAGAAAAUCAUAUGGAAAAUAAGGAUAAUAUAAGAAAGCAAUAUGAACAGAUUAAAUCAAAUAAUAUGAAGAAAAAAAUAAAUAUAAAAUAUGGAAAUAUAUUUUUUUUAGAAAUAUUAACCGAAAUAAAAGAUGAAAAUUGUUAUUCUUCAGAUUAUAACCAAGACAAAAUAAAGGCCAUUUUUUAUAUAGUGAGAGAAGAAAGACUUAUGAAUUUAUAUGAGGAUUAUAAUAAUUGCAUGGGAAUUAUAGCAACGAAACCUUUUCCUAAUAUUUCAUAUCUUUUUAAUGAAAAUGAAUUAAAUAAAGAACAAUUAAAUGAAGAACAAUUAAAUGAAGAACAAUUAAAUGAAGAACAAUUAAAUGAAGAACAAUUAAAUGAAGAACAAUUAAAUGAAGAACAAUUAAAUGAAGAAAAAUUAAAAUUGUGUAGAGAUAUAAAUCAUAUGGAAGACAUGAAUAUUUGUAAAAAUAAUUGUGAAUGUAUAGAAAAAAAUAAGGAUAAUCUAAGAAAUGAUAAUAAUGUGAUUAAUAAAAACAACGAUGAUUCAUGUGGAAGAAAUAAAGAAUCAUGUUGUCGGAAAAAUGGUUAUCAUAAGAAUAACAGAAUAAAAGAAAUAACAAAUAAUAAUAUAAAAAAAGAGAAGAAACCUUUUUUUGAUUUUAAUAUAAAUUAUAAUAAAGUUAAUAUAUGUAUUGUAGAAAAUGAAAGAGAACUAAUUCAAAGAUUGAUUAAUAAAAUAUUGUUUUAUUCUCCGCUUAGUAUUGUUUCCUAUGAAAAUGAUAAAUAUAAUAUAAAUUAUAUAAACCAAAGAUGUUUAGCUUUAGAUAUAGGUAAUUUUUAUAAGAUGAUUUGUAAACUGAAUGAUCAGAAAAAGUUUUUAGAUUUACAUAAUGCAUAUAGUAGAAAUAUAAAAGGUAUCAUAAUUGAAAGUUUAUAUAAAUUAUCAAAUACUUAUAAUACUUCAUUUGAAAAUUUAUGUAAACAUUAUUUAAAUAUAAAUAUUCCAUCUAUUAACAAAUAUACCUUAUAUUAUUGGUAUAAUUAUAAGAAAAAAAGGAAAAUAAAAACUAAUGAAUCUUCAACAAGUAUGAAUAAAGAUAAUUUAAAUAAUGAAAUGUGGAAGGAUAUGUAUGAGGAAGAUAUUUAUUUUCCAUAUAGACAUAUAACAAUAAAACAUUAUUUAAGAAAAGUAUAUUUUAUACUAUUAAUAUAUGAUAAAAUAUGCUUUUUAAAAAGAAAGAUGAGUUUCUGUAAAUAUAUUCAUGUUGAUUUAUUAUCUUUAAUAAAUAGAGGAUCUCAAUAUAUUAUAGAAUCUUUUCUUCUCAAGAUGUGUAUUAAAUAUAACUAUGUUUUAUAUUCUCCUUCAAAUAAAGAAAUAUUUGAUCAAAGACCUAUUUUACAUACUCCUUUAAUAUUGCAACCCAAAAGUUCAAUCAAUUUUUUUCCAUUAUUAGUUUUUGAUUUCCAGUCAUUAUAUCCUUCUAUUUUAAUUGCUUUCAAUAUUUGUUAUUCAACAUGCUUAGGAACCAUAACCCUAAAGAGGAAAUUGAGUCAAAUGGAUGAAAAAGAAAAUAAUGAAAAGAACAAUGAAGAUACUGAGGAUUUGUCAAUGCAGAAAAGUGGAACUGAUGUGAAUGAUAAGAAUGAUAAGAAUGAUAUGAAUGAUAAGAGUUAUAUAAAUUAUAAGAAUGAAUUAUCAUGUAGUAAUAAAAACGUUUUACCAUCUGACGAAUAUAAAGAAAUGAUGAAUAUCUCUGGGGAUGAAAAAUAUCUAAUCGACCUGUUGGAUGAAAAUAUAAAUGAAUGUAGAUCAUCUGAAGAUCCAAUGAUUGAAUCUGAUAUUAUUCGUAGUAAUGGAAAAGAAUUAGAUGAGAAUAGAUUUAAUGGGAAUAUGACUACUGAAAAUCAUGAUGAAAUAAAAUAUAAACUUGAUAUGAAUAAUAAAUUAGAAUUGGGAAAUAAAAAUUAUAUAAAUAAAAUAAAUGAGCAAUCAAUAUGUGGGAAUAUAAAUAAGAACAAAUUUUAUAGCAAUGAAGAUAAAUCCAUGGAAACCAAUUUUGAAUUUAUAAAACUGGGAGUAAUGAAAAAAGUUCCUACUGUUUCAAGUAGAAUUAAAAAUCUUAAAAGUGAGGAUUUAAUUAUAACUAGUAAUAAUACAAUAUAUGUAAAGAAACACAAAAGGAAAGGAAUAUGUCCUCUUUUUCUUGAAGACAUUUUAAAAACAAGAAUUAUGUUAAAACGAUGCAUGGGUAUGUAUGAAGAAAGGGUUAGUAAAAAAUUAAAUGAAAGAAUGGGAAAAUUAAAAUUAAUAUUAAAUGUUGCUACAGGAUAUAUUGGUGCAAAUUUUUCUGGUAGGAUGCCAUGUGUAGAUAUUUCUGAAAGUAUUAUAAGUAUAGGUCGUAAUUUUUUAUUAUUUAUAAUAGAAUAUAUAAAAGAAAAUUAUAAGUUUGUUAAAAUAUUAUAUGGAGAUACAGAUUCAUUAUUUUUAUUAAAUGAAACUACAGAUGAUAUACAAAGUUCUUUUAAACUUGCUUAUGAAAUAUUAAAUAGUAUAAAUAAUAUAUUACCAUUACCAAUGUAUUUAAAUUUUGAAAAGAUAUAUUGUCCUUCUCUUCUUUUAACCAAAAAACGAUAUUUUGGUUUUUCAUUUAAAAGUGAAAAUCAAGAUAAUCCUAUUUUAGAUUUAAAGGGUGUAGAAAGUAUAAGAUCUGAUCAAUGUAUAUUAGUAAAAAAUAUAUUAAUACAAAUAUAUUUUAUCCUUUUUUAUUUUAAAAACAAUUGUUAUUUUUCUUAUUGUUGUUGUUGUUGUUAUUUAUGUAAGAACUUUUUUUCUAAUAUGAUAUGUUCUUGUAAAGAAUUAAAUGUUCAUAAAACGGAUCCAUGUUUUUUAUUCAGCUUAUUAAAAAUUGUAUUAAACAUAUGCAAAGCUAGAAGAUACGUUAAUCAAAACGAAGAUAUAGAUAAUAUAAAUAAUAACAAUAAUAAUAAUAUUAAAAAUAAUAAUAAAUAUGAUUGUCAUCGUAACAAUCAUUAUGGUAAUAAAAUGAAUGAUGUAUCAAAUAUAUCGUUGAAAUUAUAUCAAGAAGUUCCUUCUUUUGACAAGGUGAAACUUUAUAAGGAAGUUAUGAAUUGGUUAGAGUAUUAUGAUAACGAGAAUUUAUUACUAAAAACUUUAAACUUUUUAUAUAGGGAAAAAUAUUCUUUUUUAAUAUAUUUAUUUAAUCUAUUUGAUGAAGGUACAUUAAAAAAAGAAAUUGAAAAAAUAAUACAAAUAAAUUUUCAAAAAAUAGAAAACCAAAAAAAUAAUAAAUGUUGUUUUAUGAAUCCUUCGAAUGUUUUCAAAAGUUGUUUAUGUGUUAAGAACAUAAAUGAAAAUGUAAAAUGUGAUAAAAUAAGAUGUUAUUGUAAUAUAAAACAAGCUAUGUUUUUUUUUUAUAAUCCAACAUAUAAUAAAGUGGAUUAUGUUUUUAAUACUAAAUUAUUUUAUUCUCAUUUAUUAUCUCAUAUAAGAAAAACGUUAAGUGAAUAUUUUAAUAAAAUUUAUGAUAAUCAAAUUUCUUGUGAUAAUUUUAUUAUAUAUAGAAAAGUGAAAUUAGGUUCAUACAAAGGAGAAAUGCAGGGCAUUAAGCGAAAAGUAUCACUACCACCUCAAGCAAUUGUAGCAAGGAAAAUGAUGCGAGAUUUUCCUAAUUCAAUUAUUACAUAUAAAGAAAAGGUGCCUUACAUAUUUACUAAGAAGUUGAAAGAUGAUAAACUUUAUAGUUCUGUUUCUCAUCCGCAUUUUAUUAGAGGAAUUUAUAAGUCCUUUAAGUUUGAGUGUGGUUCUACAGAACAGGUAGAUAUAUUUGAAGACAAUAAUAAUAAUAAUAAUAAUAAUAAUAAUAAUGGUAAUGAUAAUAAUAAUGAUAGUAGUGAGAAUAAUAAUGAUAGUAGUGAGAAUAAUAAUGAUAGUAAUGAUCAUAAUGAUAAUAUUGAAACUUUUCCGAGCUCGGAAAAAAGCGAAUAUUGUGAUAUGAGUGAAAAUGAAGAAAAAAGCGAAAACUGUAAAAAUUCGGAUAUGAGUGAAUAUUGUGAAUAUGAUGAAAAGCAGUUAUAUGUUGAUGGUAUGAUGGAAAUAAAUGAAUUAAAAAAUAAAAUAUUACCUAUUAAUUUAAAAAAGAAAAUGAAAAAUAAAAAGAAAAAAAUAAAAGAAAUAAAUUAUGAUUAUUAUAUACAAAAUUUAAUUAUUCCACCACUUAAAAGAAUGUUAGAUUUAUUGCCUUUUUGUUCUAUCAAUUUAGAUGAAAUUUUUUACAGAACAAAAAGAAAAUUUAAUUGGAAUAAGGCAAAAUUAGAAAUGUUUUCAAAGUAUUAUAAAAAUAUGGAUAAUAAACUGUUAAGAAAUAAUGAUGUAACAAAUAAAAGUAUCAGAAUGGUGAAUAUUUUAAAUGAAGACAAAACAAAUAAUAAAGAACACAAUGGGAAUACAAAAAGCUUAAACUUUUUACAUAAUGUGAAUGGAACAAUAGAAAAUUAUAAAGAUAUGAAUAACAAAUCAAAAAUUAUAAUAAGGUUAGAAGAACAAGGAGAAAAUGAAGAAUUAAAAGUUACAAAUAAAAUAAUGAAUAGUUAUGUAGAAAUUAAUAAAUCUCAGGAUAUGCUAAAAAAAUUAAAUAAAAUAUGCUUAAUGUGUGCAAAUUCUGAAAUGGAAGCGUUAGCAUGUCAUUAUUCUGUGCAUUGUAAUAUAUUUUUUAAAAGGAUUAAUUUACAAGAUAAUAUUUUAAAAAAUAAAGAUUCAAUAAACAGACUUACAUAA